Molecule: messenger RNA, 2319 nt
Organism: Drosophila rhopaloa
Lineage: Eukaryota; Metazoa; Arthropoda; Insecta; Diptera; Drosophilidae
Product: sodium- and chloride-dependent glycine transporter 1
Exons: 10
Coding region: 114-1898 (594 amino acids)
Biological process (GO): sodium ion transmembrane transport
Cellular component (GO): membrane
Molecular function (GO): glycine transmembrane transporter activity
Source: RefSeq, a predicted model, not a curated record
CAGUAACAAUUUUUUUGACAGCAUUAAAAAAAAAUAGUGUAGAAAUCUAACUAUAAAUACUCCAAUUGUCUUUGGUCCAGUAUGGUAAAUUCAAAAAGUAGCCUUCAGUGACAAUGGCCAAUCAACCGCCCCCGACGCAGCCCGCUCGCAAGGAGAAGCGCAUCGAGCGGGACGAGAACCGUGGCCAGUGGAAGUCCAAGUCGGAGUUCAUCCUCUCGCUCCUCGGCUAUGCCAUAGGCAUUGGCAAUGUGUGGCGCUUUCCCUAUCUGUGCUACCGCAGUGGCGGCGCCGCCUUUCUCAUCCCUUACAUACUGAUGGUCAUUUUAGCUGGUAUUCCCCUGUUUUAUAUGGAGAUUCUGCUCGGACAGUUUUCGAGUACUGGAUGCACGGGAAUGUUUCGCUUAGCACCCCUGUUAAAGGGAACUGGGUUCGCUCAGGUGGUGGUGAACGCAUACUGUGUGUGCUACUACUCGGUGAUUAUAUCGUAUCCCAUCCGCAUGAUCUCGUACUGCUUCUUUAAGAAGGUACCCUGGGAGGACUGCAAUAAUCCAUGGAACACUGACGAAUGUGUCCACGGUCCUGAAUUAGGACAGCAUAACAUAACCGAAGGAUUUAAAACUGCCGCCGACGAGUUUUUUCAUAUCUCCAUUUGCAGCCUAGAAGUCCUUAGAAUCUCAUCGGACAUCUCCCAUUUGGGCGGAAUGGUGUGGGAACAGUUCCUCAGCUUGUUGAUCACCUGGAUUAUUAUUUACCUGUGCUUAAUGCGCGGUAUCAAGACGGUGGGCAAAGUCGUGUACUUCACGGUGCCCUUUCCCUACCUUCUGCUCUUCAUCCUGUUCGUCAGAGGUGUCACACUACCAGGAGCCUGGACGGGGGUCAAGUUCUACCUGUAUCCCGAGUGGGAUCGCCUGCUGGACUUGAAAGUCUGGGCCGAUGCCGCCGUUCAGAUGUUCUUCGGUUUGGGACCCGGUUGGGGUGGUCUCGUCAAUAUGGCUAGUUUCAGCAACUUUCGGAACAACGCCAAGUACGACUCGUUUCUCAUAGUAACGAUCAACGUGUUCACUAGCAUCUUUGCGGGCUUUGUUGUCUUCUCCGUGCUGGGUUUCCUUUCGGAUAAGUCGGGCAUUCCUGUGGAAUCGGUGGCCACAGGUGGAGCUGGACUGGCCUUUGUCACCUAUCCGGAGGCCAUUGCCAUGUUGCCAGUUCCACAGCUCUGGGCGCUGAUGUUCUUCUGCAUGCUCUUUCUGCUGGGUAUCGAUAGUGUGUUUGUUCAACUGGAGGCCAUCAUGUCAUCUAUUCUGGAUGAGUGGACUUGGGUAAGAGACCACAAAUGGAAAAUGACCAUUAUUUGUUGCGUCUUUUUUUUUUGGGUCUCCUCCAUAAUGUGCACAAAUGGUGGCAUGUACGUUCUCCAGCUUUUCGAUUGGUACUCCUCGGCGAUAGCUGUAAUUGUUAUCUGUCUGGUGGAGAUUAUUAUGGUAGCUUGGAUUUAUGGCAUUAAAAACUUCAUGCUGGAUAUCGAAUUUAUGCUCGGAGAAAGGCCAAGUCUAUAUUGGAGAAUUUCGUGGCAAAUCGUCACUCCCAUAGUCCUAAUCUUUAUUCUCAUUACGAGCAUCGUGUUCAUACGAACGAUCACCUACAACAACGUUCCUUAUCCACAGUGGGCCAUUAUUAUCGGUUGGGCCAGUUUUGCAUCAUCAGUUAUGUGGAUACCGCUCUACAUAUUCUAUAUCAUGAUCCGCAAGCGUGCCACAUUAUGCGACAGCCUGAAGAAGCGACUCAAGCCCUUGGAUUGGACUCCGGCGGAUCCGCAGGAUCGGGCUGACUACGAGGCCUUCCGAAAGCAACGCCAAAUGCCGGGCUUUAUGUCUGAGACAGACGUGGAGGGCACCAAAUAGAUUUUAUACCUAGAUUUUUAUAUCCUUCUGUUUUUGCAUUAUUGGUUACAGUUAGUUCAUCUGCUGGGCAAUCUGAUGGGUCACCAUAUCCAUCUCAACAGGAUACCAAUCGCUUGCAAACGCAGCUGCCUGUGCGGUAAAGUCAACAUAUUCAAUUGCCAUAUAUUGGCAAAAAAGAUUUAUUAGACGUAUUGGUAACCAGACAUAUCACCAAAGGAACUGGAACUAUGAAGCGUAGAAUGGAAAGAGCUGACCCAGUAGAUCCAAAAAAUCAGCAAAAUAAGAAGGAAAUGUAGCAGACUGUUUGAUAAAAUUAUAUCCAGACCCAAGUCAGUUAAAAAAUCAUCCCUCUGUCCGAAAGAUACUUAUUUUUAGUACCAAUUUGUAAAAAUAUAAUAAUCAAAUAUGUUUUAUUUCUCUA